This is a messenger RNA of Pocillopora meandrina, 1984 nucleotides long. The record is from the annotation of a GenBank genome assembly. NCBI's taxonomy places the organism in Eukaryota, Metazoa, Cnidaria, Anthozoa, Scleractinia, Pocilloporidae.
AAAACAAAAAUUCAACCUGCGGUUCCCCAGUUGACCACGGUAUCUACUGAAAGAAAAAUUAUCACGUUAACUGACACACCAUACGAAAAUUCAGAGAGAAUUUUACAUGAAGGCGGUGCUACUAAAAAUGACAAGAGAAAAUAUACACAAAGUGAUAAACACAAAUCUCGGCCACAAAAUAAAGACAUAGUCACUGAAGAGCAAAAACCUCGCGGUGGGACCACACUAACACCACUAGUACCUACCCGACAUGGUACCACCACAGCAAUACCAACCGCUACCUUUCUUGUUACCCCCCGAAUUCAACCAUCUGAAAGACUUCGUUCGGAAUUGUCUUAUGAUCAUGAUAAAGCUGGAUCUGAUAAGGAUACAAAAGACGAGCGUGUCACUAAAAAAGGAAAGAAUUGUCGUUUCUCAGCUGAAGAGCAGCCAAGAUCAAGUCCGCUAGCCACAAACUUUGCGGGAGUGUUGGCUGGAAUUUUAAUUUUGUUGCUGAUUUUCAUCGUCACUCCUCGUUUAACGUAAGUAGAAACAUUUGCUUAGACGUUUUUCGAAAUUAAAAAAUCUGUGAUUUACGAAAUCAUAUUCUCAUAAGUCAUUCAGCAGGUAAAUUAUUAUUGAGAGUAAGUCACUCUCUGCUUAAGAACCCAUUUGCCGAUUCUUCUCGCCGCAAAAGACGAGCCCUCUUAUUUGCGCGGAAGAAAAGCGGUAUACACCACUUUACGUCAGGCGCUCGGAAUAUUGGAACUUUGACGUGCUUGUAUUACAUUACUGUAAUGUAUUUAAAACAUCUCGGCGCUGGUGCGACUUUAGAGACUUGAACUUAAAGAGUUCUUUUGCUCGCUUUAAAAGCAAAUUUUGUUCACGUGUCUGCUCUUUCAGAGUGCAGAGGCAAACCAGUCUACACAGAGAGAUCAAAUUGGUUAAUUUUAUUUUACUCCAUCUUUUUACUUUUAAUAGAAGAAUUUACAGCGACCGCUGGAGACGACGGAACAAUCCUGAAUUCGGCUUAAACAUUCCACCAAAUGGUUACUUAAGCGAAGAGUUGAGCGAGGAGGAAAUCAUCUUUGACCGAGCAGUUCUGGAACGAAAAAAUAGUUCAUCGAAAAAUGGUUUCUCUAUAGCGACAUCCUGGACAUCUUCAAAGUGGCUGUCACCUGACCAUUAUUCAAAUAUUCAGUCUUCAGGUGCAAAACAAGAACAGAAAAUAUGGACAUUGACCGAAAAGCCGAGAUCUACCCCUCUAAUGGCUGUUCCUGAGAACACUGAAAACCCUGAAGCAGAGAUUUUGACCGCCAAUAAGAAUCUGGAUCCAAAAUUAACGGAGUCUUGGUUAUCCACUUCAUCCCUGUCUGAAUCAGAAAAUUCCACACCGGCUGAAAUAUCUCGGUCUGGAUCUCUCACCAGUGUAUCUAUAUUUUCACUGACACCUGAAUUUGGAGGUCUUGACGAUGAAUUCUCCUCAUACGAGUCAACUUCAAGUUGUGGCCUUCCUGACACUAAAGUAUCCGAAUCACUGCCUGCAACAACCCUCUCGACUACUGCUUCAACUGAAUCCUCAAUUGUGACCAUCCCUGAAACAUCAUCAUUACCAAACCCUUCUACUCCUCAUCAGUUCUUCAGUUUGUUCCUUAACCCGGCUUCUUCUGAUAAAUUGGCACACACCUCGUCGAUGGAACCAGAUCGCAUCAGUUCGUCCUCAGAGUCCUGCAAGACAGAUGCGACCCUCCCAGAGCCAUCGCCUUCACCACACUCAUCUGCUACGCGGCUGUCCUCAAUUCUAAGUCUACAGCCGGUCUCUUCUGAUGAACAAACACUAACAUCGUCAGUAGCAACGGAUCGCAAAUCCUGCAAAAUACCCGUGGCUCCUCGUAAUGAGGUUGUUAUUAGAAUAGACGAUGACGAGGACAAAGAAAUCUUUCACUCGAAUGAAAAUAAUGAAGAAAUAGUUGGCAAGGAUGUGAAAUCAGCGGGUCAAGUAUCG